AUGGAGGUAAAGGCUCAAGGGGAUGUUGAGGUCGGGCUUCACGACAAGGAGUCGACCCGGAAGACCAGCAUAGUCGACAUUGACCAUGGCGCCGACUCGCAACUACAAAGAAGACUUGGAAACCGGCAUAUCACAAUGAUUGGGAUAGGCUCGUCGAUUGGAAUGGGCUUAUGGCUCGGAAGUGGCAAAGGACUAGUUGCAGCUGGACCAGCUUCAUUGUUCAUCGGAUUCAUCAUCGCCAGCUCCAUGGUCUGGGCAGUCUCACAGUCCAUCGGGGAAAUGGCUGUGAUGUACCCACUCCCCUCCGCUUUUGUCCAAUGGACCAACAAAUUCGUCGAUCCAGCCGCUGGAUUCGCUUUGGGAUGGUGCUACUGGUUCAACUACUGGAUUGCCGUCGCCAACGAGCUACAGGGCAUCGUUACCAUUCUGUCCUUCUGGAACACGUCGGUACCCAAGGCCGCAUGGAUCUCAAUUUUCUGGGUCGUCAUCGCCCUGAUCAACGUCGGUGCCGUCACGGUCUUCGCCGAGGUUGAGGUCGUCAUGGCGGCCGUCAAAUUCGGCUGGAUCUUCGUCGUCAUCAUCGCCUCAAUCGUCAUUUCAGCAGGCGGGGCACCGAAUCAUGAGGCAAUCGGUUUCAGAUACUGGAACGAUGCCCCUUUCUUGAACGGCUUCAGGGGUUUCUUGACUGUCAUGCCAGUGUGCAUUUUCGCUCUGUCUGGCUCGGAAACGACUGGUCUUGUCGCAGCCGAGCUCAGCAACCCGAGGAAGGCGGUUCCAAAGGCAGUCAAGUCCAUUGCACUUCGACUUGCCAUGUUUUAUCUUAUGGGCUCCCUGAUGAUCACCAUCACCGUGUCCCCUUCCGACUCGAACCUCUUCGGUAGCGGAGCGCAUGCCACGGACGCAUCACCAUUUGUAAUCGCCUUCAGAAACGCCGGUCUGGAGCCGUUGGCCCACAUGAUGAACGCUGUCAUAUUCCUGUCGGUUCUCUCUUCCGGUAGUAUCAACGCGUAUGCGGGAUCCCGAACGCUGGUUGGGUUGUCUGAGAUUGGCAUGGCCCCAUCUUGGAUGAAGAGGGCAGACCGUCGGGGAAGACCUUGGUAUACCUUAGUACCGACACUACUGAUCGGUGGUGGACUCUCGUACCUCAAUGCCAGUCACACAGGUGCGGAAGUCUUCAGCUGGUUGUCAAGUCUCGUCUCGCUCUUCACACUCUUCGGAUGGUCGAUGAUCUGCCUUUCCCACAUCCGCAUGAGACAUGCCUGGAAAGUUCAGGGACGAAGCGUCGAUGACCUGCCAUGGAGAACGAAGACUUGGCCAUGGGCAGCUUACUGGGGCUUGAUAUGGUGCAUCAUAUUGACGAUUGUCCAGUUCUAUCUGGCCAUCUGGCCCUUCAACGGUGAGACGUCAGCGAAAUCUUUUUUCUCGACCUAUGUCUCGGUACCGGUUGGCAUCAUCAUCUAUAUCGCUGCCAAGUUCUUCUAUGGCGGUCGUCGUUGGCUUGAUAGCCGAUCGAUUGACCUUGACACUGACCGACGUUUCUACUCCGCCGAGCAAGAGGACGAAGACAAGGUGUCAUUUGCCAAGAGGAUAUUGAAGAAAUUACUUCGAAUGAGCUACUCCGGAAGCUGCAUUAUCGCCAAGGACGGAACAUGGUCACCCAAGUGCACGACGGCCUAUGUCGAAGCGGCACUCAGAUCCCAGUGCACGAACUUGGGCGGUACUUUGAGCAACAUCAACUUCCAAACCACCAUUACACAGAUUAACUACCGUUGCAACUGCGUGCACGGAAACACCAAGGACUUCACCUUCAACGACGGCGUCUUCGAGGCUAAGGCUGUGGUUGGCGACAAGUGCUGA
Colletotrichum gloeosporioides is the source of this 1857-nucleotide messenger RNA. Its product is annotated as Cationic amino acid transporter 1. Gene Ontology annotation, biological process: amino acid transmembrane transport. Gene Ontology annotation, molecular function: amino acid transmembrane transporter activity. Lineage: Eukaryota; Fungi; Ascomycota; Sordariomycetes; Glomerellales; Glomerellaceae. The transcript is spliced from 4 exons. The coding region runs from base 1 to 1857 and encodes 618 amino acids. The record is from RefSeq and is a predicted model, not a curated record. Gene Ontology annotation, cellular component: membrane.